AAGUAAAUCAAGUUCCUCGGGCCGGCCGGCAGCGCGGACCCCAUCGGUAAGGCGUUCUUAUUUUCUGGCAUCUAUUCAAGCGGCGAUCGCCGUGGCCGGGACCUUCUUGCACUGCAAAAUAGGGAUUCGUCUCGUCUCAGAAUCGAAAGUUGGAGGGCUGCGUAGCAUUUUUGCUCCCUCACGGCCCCGGAAGGUGGUCGGCCAAGAGGCCCAAAUCGCGGCCACGGGUCAUCGCCAUGAUUGCCCCCUCGUCACGAGCGGCCAGUUUGGACGGCCUUCUGUGGAGCAGCCGUACCCACGGCAACGAAUUGCAGUGCAAAAACAUGAUUUUAGAGUCAUUUAAGCGCGAGAGCGAAUGUGCUCGGGGGCCGCAGAUAUCGUGGUUGAGUUAGGCUUUCUUUCCAUCUUCUUUGCAGUCUGCAGUGCAGUGCAGUGCCCCUGAAGAAUGCUGGGCGGGCUGGGUCGCAAAUUGGCAAGCCCAGUCCGAAGCCAAUCACGAAUAAGUCUGCAAAGUGGAAUUCGGAGGGCAUUGCGACUCCAUUUUGGGCCUUGGGAGGUCCUUUUCGACGUUCUUGAGGGAAACCUGUCCUAUCUCGAUCUGGGUAGUCGGCAGGGACGAUGAUUGGAAAGCGUGAAGGGGGGGGGGGGAUGGUGU
Messenger RNA from Truncatella angustata, 655 nucleotides. RefSeq lists its product as uncharacterized. NCBI's taxonomy places the organism in Eukaryota, Fungi, Ascomycota, Sordariomycetes, Amphisphaeriales, Sporocadaceae. The annotation marks the transcript as partial. The record is from RefSeq and is a predicted model, not a curated record. The transcript is spliced from 2 exons.